AUGACUUCACUUGACGUUCGCGACGUGCUCAACAUACCACAGGACGGAAGCGCACCACGGCCGUCGAAAAAGGGGAGACAAUCAGCCCCGCGCACGAACCUGAAGGGCCUGGCCAGAGAAGUCCAAAGCCUUGGCGGCGACAACCCUAUACCCAUCGUCCCCGAAACCUCUGUUUUCAAAAAGCGGCGACAGGCCAGCCGGAAGCCCGCUGCACGAUGGGAGCUGCGACAGUUUAGGAAUUCUGCAAGGGACGAUGCCAGCCUGAUCCUGCGGCACUGGUGUAGGAAGCAGGAUGUCAGCGGCGGUGGGAAUGGCGAUGCGCCGAUGGAAGGCACUGGGCAACCGCCACCCCCAAAGGAUGCCAUCGAGGACUCGGCAUUUGCCAAGUUCAACGUCAAGGUUGACGUGCCACAGUACAACGACGACCAGUAUAAUUCUAGGCUGCAGAGCGCAGAAUGGACCAAGGACGAGACGGACUACCUGUUGGAACUCGUCAGGGACUUCGACUUGAGGUGGCCUUUGAUAUGGGACCGAUACGACUAUAAACCUCCCCAGGCGGAGGGAGAUACGACGAAUGGAACCAGCUCGGCGGUUGUGUCAUUGACGUCGACGCGUUCAAUGGAGGACCUGAAGGCACGGUACUACGAAGUUGCUGCCAAGAUGAUGGCGGUUCAGAAGCCGGCACAGUACAUGACGAACGAUGAGUUCCAACUAUACGAAACGAUGCUCAAGUUUGACCCGGUUCAGGAGACGCAAAGGAAGAAGUUUGCGGCGAACUGUCUUACCAGGACAAAGGAAGAGGCCCGAGAAGAGGAGUCAUUGCUGCUCGAGGUCAAGCGUAUCUUGGCCAGGCAAGAGCGCUUCAAUGAGGAGCGCAGGGAACUGUACAACAGACUGGACUAUCCGCCAACCUCGGAUACCACCGACAUAAGCAGUUUCAAGACCAGCCAGGGAUUAAGCAAUUUGAUUCAGAACAUCGUCACUGCAGACAAGACCAAGAAGCGCAAGUCUCUCAUGGCGCCAGAGAGUGCCGGUGGUAUCGCUACCGCCGCCGCCGCCGCCGCCGCCGCCGCCGCUCCCACUUCUGCAGGCACGACUUCGAAUGCGCAGCCCGCAAGUGCCACGACUGAAGCCCGGCGUGAAAGCACUGUGGCAACACCGGCAGGGAAUCAUAGGGAUUCUAUUUCUGCUGUCGAGAAACCUGCCCCUGCUGAGGCGCCAGCAAAGGGAAGCAAGAAGGGCUCGGCUCAAACAGAGAGGCGCAAACUUAACGAACACGAAGAGCAAGUCUACGGUGUUUCAUAUCACGACCGACUCAGCUCCGGGCCGACGUUUCGCAACGAGAGGGUCAACAAACUCUUCUCUCAUAAGAGCAUGCAACAGCAGCAGCGUAUUACUAACGUGCUCAACGAGCUCGACAUACCAGCUCGCCUCGUCAUGCCGACCGCUGCCGUUACUUCACAGUUCGAGCAGUUGGUGCAAACGGUCACACAGCUCGUCGACCUGCGGAAACAGAUCGACAAGUUGGACGGCGAGAUCAAGGUCGAGCAGGCGCGCAAGACGGAAAGAGAAAAGGCGCAGGGUGUCGCCGCAAGCCAAACGGACGGGGCGACCGAUGUUUCCAAGGCUCCACCACCAGAGGGCGGCGACAAGACCACCGCUGCCCCCGCCAAAGCCGAUGGUGAGAAACCACCCUCUACCAAAGCCGACAAUGCUGCCGGUGGCGAGGCGAAUGGAGACAAUGGCAAAGCGGCCGCGAGCACCGAAUCAGAAUCUACCACAAAUGGGGAAAAGAAGAGUGCAGGAAGUGGGCAGGCGACUGAGGAGGAAGUAUCGACGAUAAAGGACGAGGAUGUUGCCGAUAAAGAUAAAACGACAAGCACCCGGCCUGGGUCAAGAGGUUCAAGGCCAGGAAGUCGAAACAAGCGCAGUGCGAGUGUGCUUUCCGCGGGCAGCGACAAGGGCAAGAGACAGAAACGUUGA
This is a messenger RNA of Pyricularia pennisetigena, 1983 nucleotides long. RefSeq lists its product as uncharacterized. The coding region runs from base 1 to 1983 and encodes 660 amino acids. The transcript has a single exon. Gene Ontology annotation, biological process: negative regulation of transcription by RNA polymerase II; chromatin remodeling; DNA repair. Gene Ontology annotation, molecular function: transcription corepressor activity. NCBI's taxonomy places the organism in Eukaryota, Fungi, Ascomycota, Sordariomycetes, Magnaporthales, Pyriculariaceae. Gene Ontology annotation, cellular component: Swr1 complex; NuA4 histone acetyltransferase complex. The record is from RefSeq and is a predicted model, not a curated record.